AUGUUUCUGGUGGAGCACCAGUAUUUCCACAAAUUCACGGUGGUGGUGUUACGUGCCACCAAAGUGACCAAGGGGGCCUUCAGUGACAUGCUUGACACUCCAGAUCCAUAUGUGGAACUUUUCAUCUCCUCCACCCCUGAUAGCAGGAAGAGAACAAGACACUUCAAUAAUGAUAUAAACCCUGUGUGGAAUGAGACCUUCGAGUUUAUUUUGGAUCCUAACCAGGAAAAUGUUUUGGAGGUCACACUAAUGGAUGCCAAUUAUGUCAUGGAUGAAACUUUAGGGACAGCAACGUUCCCCAUUUCCUCUAUGAAAGUGGGAGAGAAGAAAGAGGUUCCUUUUAUUUUCAACCAAGUCACUGAAAUGUUUCUGGAAAUGUCUCUUGAAGUUUGUUUGUCCCCAGACCUCCGAUUCAGUAUGGCUCUGUGUGAUCAGGAGAAAACUUUCAGACAACAGAGAAAAGAAAACAUAAAGGAAAACAUGAAGAAACUCCUGGGUCCAGAGAAUAGUGAAGGUUUAUAUUAUACACGUGAUGUGCCUGUGGUCGCCAUAUUGGGCUCAGGUGGAGGCUUCCGAGCCAUGGUUGGAUUCUCAGGUGUGAUCAAGGCCCUGUAUGAAGUGGGAAUUUUAGAUUGUGCUACCUACAUUGCUGGUCUUUCUGGCUCCACAUGGGCAAAUAAAAAGAGAUGCAAGAUACCUUAG
This is a messenger RNA of Lontra canadensis (Northern American river otter), 702 nucleotides long. Its product is annotated as cytosolic phospholipase A2-like. NCBI's taxonomy places the organism in Eukaryota, Metazoa, Chordata, Mammalia, Carnivora, Mustelidae. Gene Ontology annotation, biological process: glycerophospholipid catabolic process. Gene Ontology annotation, molecular function: calcium ion binding; calcium-dependent phospholipid binding. The transcript has a single exon. Bases 1 to 702 code for a protein of 233 amino acids. The record is from RefSeq and is a predicted model, not a curated record. Gene Ontology annotation, cellular component: cytosol; endoplasmic reticulum; Golgi apparatus.